CCCGCCGCUCCCCGCUCCCGCCGUGUCAGGAGCUCAGCUCCCCGUUCCCCUCACCCUGGGGCCUCUCCCCAGCCCAGAGCCGUCCCGUGGGCAGCCGCCGGUGUUUUCUGCCGCCUUCCGAUGGAGCGGGCGCUGAGGGCCGUGCUCCGGUGUUGUGCCCGGGGCGUUUCCCCCGGGCCGUGGUGGGCUGAGGGGCUGAGGUACCGCUCGGCUUCCCGCGCUCCGGCAGCUGCGGGGGGGGAUGAGGAGAGGCCGGGCCCGGAGAGGAGGGGUGGUGGGCAGCUCCCUUCAGCAGUCCCCCGGGGGGGUCCUCAGGACCUGACCCGCUCCCCCCCGGGCCCGCGGAGCCGCCCGGCCCUCUGGCACAAAGGGUACGAGAGGGACCCCAGGCCGGCUGGGAGGGAAUCGUGGAGCUGGCGAGAGGGAGAGUGCUCCAGGGUGAGGAGGAGGCUGGAGCAGAAGCCUCUGGCUGUCGGGAGGACGAAAGGCUCCGAGAUCCUGUUUGGGAUCGCGCCGUGCUCCCUGGCGCUCUCUCAGUCGAGGAGGGAGCUGUUCAGGUUGUUCCUCAAGCAGGGCAGAGGCUCCCAGCCCCUGGUUAGGAGUGAGUUUGUCCUUCAGGCCACGGCCAGGGGGGUCCCGGUGCUGGAGGUCAGCAGGAGAGAGCUGGAUGCUCUCUGCAGGGGUCAGGUCCACCAGGGGGUUUGUUUGGAAGCCACCCCUCUCCGUUUCAAGAGUUUGGAGGAAGCUGAGAAGCCUGAGCUGAAGGAUGAAGAGAAUCCCAGCAGAGAGCUGGUCUGGCUGGUGCUGGAGCAGAUCCAGGACCCCAUGAACCUGGGGGCUCUGCUGCGUUCUGCCUAUUUCCUGGGGGUGGACAGAGUGGUGACAAGCCAGAGGAACAGUUGUCCCUUGACUCCAACAGUGAGCAAAGCCAGCUCUGGAGCUAUGGAAGUCUUUGAUGUCUACAGCACAGAUGAUCUCCAGAGCUUUUUGAAGACUAAAACUGCAGAAGGCUGGGAAGUGGUGGGCACAGUCAGCAGGCCUGAGGAGGUGGAAAAUGUUCCUGUCAUCAGUUGCUUGGAAUUUCAGUGGGAGAAACCUCUUCUUGUAGUCAUAGGCAGUGAAGGGGAUGGACUUUCCCUGGAGACACAGCUCCUGUGCCACAGGAUGUUGGCCAUACCCCCCGGCCGGGCGCUGCACCCCGGGAUUGAGUCGCUGAACGUCUCUGUUGCCACUGGUAUUCUCCUGCACUCCAUCUGCAGCCAAAAGCAGCGCCAGGGUGGUUGAAUCCUUUUCUUAUUGUGGCUCUGCUCUCUCCGUGUGGAUCCAGAGUUGCUCUUUCCAGGGUCCUCAACUUGCAAGUUGCAGGAAGAGCCCUUGACCUGAGCUGCAUCUUGGCUGGUACACAACACCACCAGAACCCUGGUUUGGCUCUGAAGUCAGGCACAUCUUAGGUAACACCUCCCACCAGCUCCUUGGAGGAAGGGACACAAAACUUGGACAGCCAAACCCUUCUGGUUUUGCAGUAGAACACUCAGUGAUGGCUGCAAGCUUUGUGCUUGUUGCACAGAGGGGACUUUAUACAUUGCCUGAGCUGUGGAGAGAAUUUAGGCAGUAGGGGAGAAACAGUUCUGAGGUGAAAGAGCAGCCAUGCUCCAUGCCCACCCUGUGCCCACAACCCCCUUAGCAGCCAAGAGGGUGCUGGUGGGAGCUAGGUAUGAUUUGGGACUGCUCAGCAGCAAUUUCUUCACAGUGAGGUGGUUUCUCUCUCCCAUAUUGCUGUAGUGGGAGAAAAAGCAGCCUGGUGAAAUAAAGGCUUGGUAAAGGUUGGCUGUA
Molecule: messenger RNA, 1833 nt
Organism: Calypte anna (Anna's hummingbird)
Lineage: Eukaryota; Metazoa; Chordata; Aves; Apodiformes; Trochilidae
Gene: MRM1
Product: mitochondrial rRNA methyltransferase 1
Exons: 5
Coding region: 121-1284 (387 amino acids)
Biological process (GO): rRNA methylation
Cellular component (GO): mitochondrion
Molecular function (GO): RNA binding; RNA methyltransferase activity
Source: RefSeq, a predicted model, not a curated record